Molecule: messenger RNA, 1512 nt
Organism: Lecanosticta acicola
Lineage: Eukaryota; Fungi; Ascomycota; Dothideomycetes; Mycosphaerellales; Mycosphaerellaceae
Source: the annotation of a GenBank genome assembly
AUGUCAGAGCCGAUUACCGUCCGCAAUCUCACUGCCCAGCCGCUCACGAUCAAGCUGGUCGAGCGAUAUGAAGCUCCCAAACCCCAGCAACUCCCCCCCGCCGAUGGGGAGCGCAAGUCCCGCUUCAAUGUCUCCGGCUUGACCAAGAACUUCUCGAAUUUGACUACCAAUUUCGUCAGCAAUGUCACCGGCAAUGGCGCACCGAACGAUUCCCAACUGGGCGAGAAGGCAGAGAGUUGGGUCCAGCAAGAGGUAGACGUGCGCAUGGAGCCGUUCACAACCCACAAGACGGACAUCAAGACGACAGAGCGAGGACCUGGAGAUAUACUGCGGUUGACACUUCAAGGAGACGGUCCUGGCAAAUGGAGAAUUAACUCGCCUACUACAUCGCUUACUUCUCAGAAGCUCACGCCAUUGGUGGAUGACCCGGCACAGGAAUACACUGCCAUCUACAAUCCCCAGACACACGUUCUCGCGGUCGUGGAAAGUACAGAUCAGCACAAUUGGAUGAAGGAGUUCCAGGACGACACUCCACUCUCAGCACUCAGUAUUCCUGGCACACAUAACUCGCCCACUUGUCACACGGCAUUGCCUUCGGUACGCUGUCAGGCUGUACCUCUAAUCGACCAGUUGAGAAAUGGUGUGCGGUUCUUCGAUAUUCGUGUGCAGCCAGUUGCACCAGAGGACGCGAAGAACGACGAUCUCAAUCUCGUCCACGGCGCUUUCCCGAUAUCCCUUACCGGCCCCAAGAAAUUCCGUGGCCUGCUUGACCACGUUCAGGGCUUCUUACGCGAGAAUCCAUCCGAAAGUGUCAUCAUCUCUCUCAAACGCGAAGGCACUGGCAAUGCUACGGAUCAACAACUCUCCUGUAUCCUUCGGGACCACUACGCGGGUGAUCUGAACCAAUGGUACACCGAACCACGCGUCCCUCAUCUAGGCGAAGUCCGCGGCAAGAUAGUCCUGAUGCGUCGCUUCGCACUCGACGACCGGAUCAAAGGCGAAUGGGACGGUCGAGGCUGGUGUCUCGAUGCCGAGAACUGGGCUUACAACACUCCCGACUGCACAUACGGAGAUGUGCGUGUGCAAGAUUUUUGCGAGGUGCUCGAGACCGAAAACAUCGAAAAGAAAAUCACAUUCUGCUGCGAUCACUUCGAACGAGCUGGGCAGGUGAUCUGCCCUGUUCCGGGCGUUACUACCGACAGUACGAAUCCCGUGCCUGCAGGACCACUUUACAUGAAUUUCUUGUCGGCUUCGAAUUUCUGGAAGAUGGGAUGUUGGCCAGAUCGAAUCGCUGCGAAGCUGAACCCGGCUGUCACUUCGUUCUUGUGUGAGAAACAUGAUGUGGGUGAUAAGGGUACCAAUGGGCCUGGUGAGGAAUUUCCCGGUGACGGAGGCGUGGGCAUCGUUGUGUGUGACUGGGUUGGGAAAGACGGAGACUGGGAUUUGGUUAGAACGAUUGUGAGUAUGAACAGUCGGCUUUUGUUGAGGCAGAGGGGAAGAGGGUGGAGAUAG